Molecule: messenger RNA, 954 nt
Organism: Notodromas monacha
Lineage: Eukaryota; Metazoa; Arthropoda; Ostracoda; Podocopida; Cyprididae
Source: the annotation of a GenBank genome assembly
AUGGACACGGUGCUCGUCAUCAUGGAUUCUGCGUGCGAAAAGGCUCUUUUUGACCAUCGGAAGGAAAAUCUUGGAGCAUCAAGAAUGCGUCAGCGACUAAACGGACGGAUCAAGCCUCAAGACAACAUUAAACUCAUUCGAUGUGUGGGUCAGGUGAAAAUGAUUUCGUCAGCCAAUCGACCCGACACGGUGGAUCCAGCUUUGCUUCGUCCCGGCCAACUGGAUCGUAACAUUUGAAUAUUUUACCGAAACCAAACGAGCAAGCAUACAGCAGGGAUGUGUCGAAAAGGACGCUUUGCUUCUUUCAAAAAAAAGCGACAUCGAUCAUGAAGCUGUUGUCAAGUCGUCAGACGGACUUUCUUUGAUACACGCAGAACUUGUCUAUACGACUACGUCAUCUACGAAGAUUUAAAGAUUGCGGAGCAGAGAUUUUCCGACAACUUUGAACUGGAAUCAAAGUUCGACUGAAGAAGUGUGGAGUGCCCCGUGAAAAGUUUUGAAAGAUUUAUCGUGGUAAACCGAUUUGUUAUGAAUCUCUACCUUUUCCUGAUAUCAUGAGAUGAUGUGCUGAAUUCAUUGCUUCAUUUCGAAUACGAGAUCGGAGUCAGAAUUAGGUGGUGUCCUUAUUCUCGACGGCAUUUGGAAAAAAUUCCUGUGAAAGUUUCAAUUCAUAGGCUUUUCUUUCUUGUUUUUUGUUGUUUUUGUGUGUGACAGAUUUCGACAGUGAAUCGAGUGUCUGAAGGUUCUUAGCAGUUGGCGUUUGAUCACUUUUGGUGAUUACCAUCAAAAGGCAGCUUCUUCUAAUUCAAAUAAAGUAGUGCUGACAUGCUUUCAAGAAGCGCUGAUGGAGAUACUGUAGUAAAAUUUUUAUGAUCAUUUAAAAGAUUUCUGAACUUUCUUCAUUGCACUGUUGGACUCCCGAAAUACAGAAGUGAAGCAUUGAUCCACUUCAUA